Messenger RNA from Penicillium antarcticum, 2184 nucleotides. RefSeq lists its product as uncharacterized. The transcript has a single exon. Gene Ontology annotation, biological process: amino acid activation for nonribosomal peptide biosynthetic process; secondary metabolite biosynthetic process. Gene Ontology annotation, cellular component: cytoplasm. The record is from RefSeq and is a predicted model, not a curated record. The coding region runs from base 1 to 2184 and encodes 727 amino acids. NCBI's taxonomy places the organism in Eukaryota, Fungi, Ascomycota, Eurotiomycetes, Eurotiales, Aspergillaceae. Gene Ontology annotation, molecular function: phosphopantetheine binding; catalytic activity.
AUGCAAGCUGACCCAUCACCCCAAAAUGAUCAUCAAGAAAAAAGUUUGCAACCAAGCGUUUUCCCUCCAUUGCCAGAUGAGCCUUAUGAUGCUCGCCGGACCGAAAAGCACAGCUCAGUGAUCCCAAUCAAGACAGGAGAGGAGAUUGUGUGUAUAUCUUCUGUUCUGCAAGUUGCCUGGACAAUUGUGGUUGCGGCCUACACAAACUCAAACAAUGUCGUCUUCGGUCUAUGUGGAAAACGCUCAGCCAACCCGGUUUCGGCUGUGCAAAUGACUAUUCAACCAGAGCAGACAGUACGUAAGCUGUUGAAGCUACUGAGUACCGAACGCGAUGUCAUGUCUCCGCUUUCUGAAUCAGAAUUACCAACAAGUUCUGUGUUUCCAAAUAUCUUGGUCAUAAAGAAUGACAUUGAAGACUGGACAAGCACCAGCCCACCAAUUGUAACAAGCGGUGGUCAUUUCGAUACUUGUCCUUUGCUGUUGACUGGCGUGGACCAGCAAACCGAGAUUCAUAUGCGUUUCGACUUUGACCCAGUGAUCCUCUCAACAACACUGUCACAGAUAGUGAUGGAUCAAUUGGUCCAUAUUGUGAAUUGCAUACAGACCGACCCGGAAAUCCAAUUGAAAACUCUUCUUGAUAUUUCACCCAAUGGACUCAAGGGGGACGAAUCGUCGAACUCUCGUCUUCAGCUGCGCAGACAGGAACUGGGUCUACAUGAUGUAAUUACAAAAAGCGAGGAAAACAAAAAUGCCCCGCCUUUGUGCGAUUGGGACGGAAAGUCAGACCAGUCGCAGCUAUCAGCAGUGGCAUGGACGGAAACUACUGGAGAUUAUGUUGCGAAGGGAGACAAUACUCCUCCCACAAGCCGCGAUUCAUCAAUUUCUCCUUGUGACACGAUCUUCGAAAAGCAACCUGAAGAAAAUACCAACCAAGAUUCAGCCACGACAUCUCCUGAGAGCAUGUCAGGCACUUUCAAAUGCACGCAAACACAGCAAUGGCUACUCAACAACCACGAGGGGGGCUGCUUUGUUCUGGAAUUCUCCGGGCCCUUGGACUCUUCAAGGCUUGAAGAUUCAUGCCAACGUCUCCUGGAGUCCCAUACUGCACUCCGGUCUGUUUUUACACGGGUUGACGAAACAUUAGUACAGACUGUACUCAAAAAAUUUGAUCUUCCUUUCACCGUGCAUACCGACGCGUCUCAACAUCCGAUAUCAGUUGCCCAUAACCUGUGCACAGUCAAUCCCGAAAACACCUUCCCUCUUGGUACACUUCCCCUGUGUUUUACUCUAAUCACUGGAGUCAGAAACCAGAAUGCUCUGAUGAUCCAACUAUCACAUGCUCAAUAUGACAGUGUCUGUCCCGAGACUUUGGUUUCCGAUCUGUGUCAGCUCUAUCAAGACCCGACAAAUGCUGUCAGCUCAACGGAAUAUGCUCUGUUCGCGCACGAAGUCACCAAGCAACAAACUCCCGAGGCAUUUGAAUUCUGGAGUAUUCUUCUUUCGGGCUCAAGUAUGACCGAAAUACCAAACACCGCGCCGGAAAUGCAGUCAAAGAAUACCAUCUUACGAUGCUCAACUAAAGUCACUAUUCCAUCCUUGCCUAGUGGAAUCACCAUGGCGAGCAUGGUCAAAGCAGCCUGGUCAAAUGUCCUCCGACUAGAGUCAGGGGACGAUGACGUUGUCUUCGCCCAGCUUGUCAAUCUGCGCAAUCUGAACGUACCAGAUGCACACCGCAUCAUCGGUCUGUGCUCAAACCGAGUGCCUGUUCGAGUGCAGUAUGGGCAAUGCAAAACAACACUAGAUCUCCUCCGAGCUAUUGAGGACCAAAACACACAGGCAACUCCCUUCAGAGCUGCCGAGUGGGAGCACGUUGUAUCUCGCAGUACCGACUGGGUCGCGGGCUCUAAGCCGCAGAAUCUGUUGAUACAUCAGGAUCUUUCUGAGAAGACUGAGAUCCAGAUAGGAGAGGACCUGCGCUGUAAUUUGGCCGAUUAUAUUCCCAUUGAACCCACUGAUAAUUCUUUGAAGCUUAUCUCGGAGCAACUGCAAGGUGGUAUGCUCAAGUUGACACUGGCAUAUUCUAGCCACUUCGUUCCGGAAUGUGGGAUCAACGGCUUGUUGGGAAAGCUACGCAACACGUUGAUGCAUUUCACUGCUGUCCCAGAAAGCCUGCUGGAUUUGUGA